AUGCAUGAGAUUACAUCUCGUUCCUACAAGUUUUGGAACUAUGCUCCAUCUAUUCCUGCCGCAGUCAUAUUCAUGCUUCUAUUUAUGGCUCUGACUGGCCUACAUUCAUGGAAAUUGUUUACGACGAAAACAUGGUUCUGCAUCGCUUUCACUAUAGGCGGUUUUUUUGAGAUUAUUGGCUAUAUAGGCCGAGCCGUUGCACAUAGUAAUACAACUACCAUGGGCCCAUAUAUCGUCGCAAACAUCUUCGUUCUCCUCGGUCCCACUCUCUUCGCCGCCUCAAUCUAUAUGACUUUGGGUCGUCUUAUUCGUCGUGUUGGAGGAGAGCAUCUCUCAGUGAUCCGUGUUUCCCGUUUAACAAAAACCUUCGUCUGGGGCGAUGUCCUGUCAUUCGUUGUUCAAGGAAAUUCCUCAUCGCUGUCCAUCUUGGGAUAUCCAACAUAUGCAAAGAUUGCGGUGGUUGGUGGCUUGGCAAUCCAGCUGAUCUCUUUCUCGAUCUUCUGGCUGACUGCCAUCGUCUUUGCGAAACGAAUUCGUUGCUCGCCUACCCCCGAAUCUCUUCAACCGGGGAUCCCAUGGAAGAAGUCGCUGUACAUGCUUUACGCUGUUAGUGCGUUGAUCAUGAUUCGUUCCGUCUUCCGCAUCGUUGAAUAUGUUCUUGGAAAUGACGGUUAUCCGUUGGAGCAUGAAUGGACUCUAUAUAUCUUUGACUCUGUUCCCAUGGUAAUUGUCAUGGCAGUUUUCUUCGUUUGGUAUCCCAGCCAACUACAGCCAACCGCAGAGUCCGAAGCAACCAUCCCGCUGGCUCAUAGCUAUUCGCAUCUGCAGGUUUAA
Molecule: messenger RNA, 834 nt
Organism: Penicillium verhagenii
Lineage: Eukaryota; Fungi; Ascomycota; Eurotiomycetes; Eurotiales; Aspergillaceae
Product: RTA1 domain-containing protein
Exons: 2
Coding region: 1-834 (277 amino acids)
Cellular component (GO): membrane
Source: RefSeq, a predicted model, not a curated record